Molecule: messenger RNA, 2113 nt
Organism: Marchantia polymorpha subsp. ruderalis
Lineage: Eukaryota; Viridiplantae; Streptophyta; Marchantiopsida; Marchantiales; Marchantiaceae
Source: the annotation of a GenBank genome assembly
GGCGGAGGGACAGCACCGCACCAACCGCGAGCAGCGAACCGAACCGGAGCGCGACACCGAGAGCCACCGGCACCGUUCGGGACGUGGGACUGACUGGGGGCUGGCCGGACUUGCGCUCGGGCGAUCGAAACCUGCGAGCUGCCCGGAGCUGAAGCUUUCCCACUACGGCGUCCGAUCCGGCCGCUUGCUUUUUCUACAAUCAAGCCUCUUUUUUCUUACCCGAUUCCUCGAGAUUUCUGGGCUAAGCUUGCACCUGCACCCUGCAUCGGCCAGGUAGCUUCAUAUUGUUCCGUUCGCACUUGCUUGCUUGCCUCGCAUCUCAUUCUGCCUGCGGUUCCGGCCGAUUUCGGAUUGUACAGUUCUUUCUUCUUUCGUUUUGCUUGUGGGGAAUUGGGUCGAGGUUUGAGAGCAGUAGCCAAUCUGUACAUUGUGAGGAAGACGCGAGGGAGGGCCAGAGAGACUCUAGGUCGAGCGCGAGAGCGGGAUUGGGGCUGAUUUGCUAAGAUGGAGCAUGUGCGGGCAAGGCAGCAGGUGAUCCUCGACCACUUGAGGCCGGAGGGACCAGGGGCGCAAGGCGGACGAGUUGCACCGUCUAUCUGCAUGGCGCAGGAGUUGCAGAGCAAGAGGUUCCAGGAGUUCGAUGACGAUAUUGUCAUCGUUGCGGCCUUCCGGACGGCCCUCACUAAGGCCAGGCGAGGAGGGUUCAAGGACACGCCAGCCGAUGAUUUGUUGGCGCCCGUGCUGAAGGCCGUUGUCGAGCGGUCUGGAGUCAAUCCUGCAGAGGUGGGAGAUAUCGUCGUCGGGACUGUCCUCGCCCCUGGAUCGCAACGAGCCAUGGAGUGCAGGAUUGCCUCCUUCCUGGCCGGGUUCCCUGACACUGUUGCCCUCAGGACCGUGAAUCGACAGUGUUCGUCCGGUCUGCAAGCAAUCGCGGAUGUUGCUGCUUCGAUCAAAGCUGGGUUUUACGAAAUAGGAAUUGGUGCAGGAGUGGAAUCCAUGACCAAGGAUGCCAUGGCUUUCGACGGAACGCCCAACCCUAAGUUGGAAACCUGUCAGCAGGCAGCUGACUGUUUGUUGCCGAUGGGAGUCACUUCGGAAAAUGUUGCUGCUCGAUUCAAUGUGACCAGAGCGGAGCAAGACCAAGCAGCGGUGGUUUCUCACCAGCGAGCUGCCGCAGCGACCGCCGAAGGACGUUUCAAGGACGAAAUUAUUCCCGUGCACACGAAGGUCGUGGACCCCAAAACAGGUGACGAGACAUCUGUGGUGAUAUCAGUCGACGACGGGAUUAGGCCCACCACCUCGCUAGCAGACCUAGCCAAGUUGAAGCCCGUGUUCAAGAAGGAUGGCACCACUACCGCCGGAAACUCCAGCCAGGUGAGUGACGGGGCUGCCGCAGCCCUGCUCAUGAAGAGAGGCAUGGCCAUGAGGCGGGGCCUGCCCAUCCUCGGAAUUUUCCGAAGCUUUGCAGCUGUCGGAGUGGAUCCGGCCAUCAUGGGAGUCGGCCCCGCUGUGGCAAUUCCCGCCGCUGUGAAGCAAGCGGGGUUGGAGUUGAGCGACAUCGACCUCUUCGAAAUCAACGAAGCAUUUGCGUCGCAGUUCACCUACUGCGCAAAGGUUCUGGAUUUGGACAUGGAGAAAAUCAACGUCAAUGGAGGAGCCCUCGCGAUCGGUCAUCCUUUGGGUUGCACGGGCGCUCGGGCCACCGCAACUUUGCUGCAUGAAAUGAAGAAACGUGGUAAGGACUGCCGAUUUGGUGUGGUGUCCAUGUGCAUUGGAACCGGAAUGGGAGCUGCCGCCGUCUUCGAGAGGGGGAGUUCCGUAGAUCAGUACUCGAACGCCCGCCCUAUUAGUGAAAACAAUUAUUUGUCCAGGGACGCCAAGUGAUCGAGCGAACAGCCGAAGCCGAAGGACUCCCGACGACGGCUAGUUGCAAGACCAGCUGUGUGGACUUCACAACAUUCUUACUGUGUAUCCAUUGUAGAUUGAGCCUGCCUUAUCUCCUCGCGUGAACGCAACUCACACCAGAUAAUUGGAGUUGUGAGGAGUACUUUCUAUAUAAUUAUUGUUUUCCACCCCUGAAUGAAAUAAAGGGAAAAGGAUUGCAUGCGUUUGU